Messenger RNA from Periconia digitata, 2888 nucleotides. NCBI's taxonomy places the organism in Eukaryota, Fungi, Ascomycota, Dothideomycetes, Pleosporales, Periconiaceae. The record is from the annotation of a GenBank genome assembly.
UGCGCCGCCAAUUCCCAUUGCCUCUGCGACAAUAAUCGACUUUCCAGUACAAUGGCCGCCCAACGUGGAGCUGUGAAGACCACAUAUGCUCUCGAGCGCACUCUGCAGCCCAUAUAUUCAGGGGGCAGUGUGUCAUUGAGCGACGACGGCCGCAUUCUUGCUGCCUGCCUGGGUGAGGAUGUUACCCUCACAGAUCUUCAAAAUGGCAAAGAAUUAGGGAACAUAGAAGGGGACGGGGAGCCCAUAACUGCCUUGAUUCUAACACCUUCCGCUUCCCAUUUGAUUGUUUGCUCUCGGUCCAUGUCCAUGCGCAUUUAUUCUCUGGAUCUCGACGAGACUGACCACGAACUACUCCAACCGCAACUCCUCCGAUCGCUCCGUCCACACAGCUCGCCUGUCGUCACCUUGGCUGUCGACGGGACCGGUACCCUACUGGCCACCGGUGGAGCAGAUGGGAUCGUAAAAGUAUGGGACAUUCGCGCAGGGUACACUACACACACUUUUCACGGAGCUGGAGGUGUCGUUUCUGCCCUACAUUUCUUUCAAGUCGAGGUGGCAGCAAAGGGCGACUCUAGCAAAAAGAGGAAGCGAACAAAAUCGCAGCAAGAUGAAAAUGACGAUGCUAUACAAAAGGAAGAAUCUGGGCUGGAGUUUAGAUUAGCUUCGGGAGCCGAAGAUGGAAAAAUUCGCAUUUGGGAUCUACACAAACGCAGAAGCGCCGCCAUUCUGGAUUCACAUGUAUCAGUGGUGCGAUCUAUCCAAUACUCUCCGGCUCAACAUAUGCUGGUAUCGGGAAGCAGAGACAAGACGCUUAUAUUAUGGGACGCCUCCACGUGGAAGCCGAAACGUACCGUCGCAGCCCUAGAAGCACUCGAAAGCGUAGGAUUCAUUGUGCAAGAUCAAAUCAUCUUUUCUGGUGGAGAAAAUGGACGACUACGCCUAUGGUCAACAGCAACUGGUCGCGAAAUGACAUCCGAGCAAGAGCCGGGGACCGAAACAGACGCGAUUGUGGAUACUUUAUAUCACUCUUCACUCCACUUUUUAAUAUCGGUGCAUGCUGACCAGGUACUGGCUUUCCACUCCCUCGAACCAGUUCAGGUCCCGUUUGCGCAAGACACGGUUGAGCCAUUACCCAUAUUUCGAAGAGUUUCCGGUACCCACGACGAAGUUAUAGAUCUAGCCUACGUAGGCGCCGACAAGUCACUCCUAGCCUUGAAUACCAACUCCGAAGAUGUUCGAAUCGUGACUCUGGAAUCUUCGCCCUCAGAAGGAGAUAGUGGGUCGGCUGGACGAUACUUUGGUGCCGACGUUGCCUUGUUGAAAGGCCACGACGACUUGAUUAUAUCUAUGGAUGUGGAUUGGUCGGGACAUUGGCUAGCAACGGCUUCGAAAGACAAUACCGCUCGCUUGUGGCGACUUGACCCGGAAGUGGAUUCCUACACAUGCGCUGCGGUCUUGACAGGACAUGCGGAGUCCCUAGGAGCGAUUGCAUUGCCACAUGCAACCCCCCAAGAGACCUCCGCUGCAUUCAAGGAUCCCCUUUCCCAUCCCCCGCCAUUCAUCAUAACAGGAUCCCAAGAUCGUACUGUGAAAAGAUGGGAUACAAGCAAAGACAUGAAACAGAAACUCCGCGCAAAGUACACGCGCAAGGCUCACGACAAAGACAUAAACGCAGUCGACAUUGAUGCUUCCGGCACCCUUUUCGCCUCAGCAUCCCAAGAUCGAACAGUGAAGAUUCACUCCGUAGAAGAAGGCGAGGCAGUGGGUGUUCUUCGUGGGCACCGAAGAGGUGUAUGGACGGUGAAGUUUCAACCAAAGGAGUCCCAGCCCCCAGGAUCUAGCAACAAAGGCUUGAUAGCUACCGGAAGUGCUGAUAAGACAGUCAAAGUCUGGAGCUUAGCGGAUUACAGCUGUCUACUCACUCUCGAAGGCCAUUCUAACAGUGUGCUCAAACUUGCGUGGCUUCCAUAUAGACCAGUUGAUGCACGCGACAAGCGAGGGCCUCAGCUUUCUUCAGCAGCCGGCGAUGGACUCGUCAAGAUUUGGGAUUCCGUGUCUGGAGAAUCCAUGUCAACCCUUGACAACCAUACCGAUCGUGUUUGGGCAUUAACAUCGCACGCAACAACUGGCGCUCUUAUAUCUGGAGGUGCUGACAGUGUCAUCAGCUUGUGGUCGGAUACGACGAGCGCUACACUGGAGGCAGCUACGACUGCCGAAACACAACGUGUGGAGCUAGAUCAGAAGCUACAAAAUUACGCAUACCAUGGAAACUAUCGCGAAGCCAUCACAUUGGCAUUACAAAUGGACCAACCAGGACGCCUUUUCUCCUUGUUCAAAUCGGUCGUUGAGAGCGAAGCGCCUGAUGAAGGCAGUAUGUCGGGCCUCACCGCUGUGGACGAUGUUCUGGCCAACCUUGCCGACGAGCAACUAUAUAAACUUCUCCUCCGAUUGCGCGACUGGAAUACAAACGUGCGGUCCGCCACGGUUGCGCAGAAGAUACUAUGGACACUGGUGAAGUCUUACCCUGCAUCGCAACUUGCCAAUAUCAGGCCUGUUGGAAAAGUCGGCGCCAAAGGCAGUCUGAAGGAUAUUCUAGACGCGAUCCGGGCGUAUUCAGAGCGUCACUACAAGCGUAUUGAGGAAUUGGUUGACGAAAGUUACCUCCUCGAUUUCACCCUGAACGAGAUGGACGAAGUAGGUGAUAAACUCGCCUUCACCAAUAUCACCGGAUCAAGUAAUGAACUCAAUGGCGACGUGAUCAUGGUGGAGUAGCAAGUUAGCUAGCAUACAUUUUGUAUAAAAUUCGCUCAACACACGAUUUCAAUCAUAUACCCUCUCCCAAAUUCAUUCCUAUCCCCCUCGCACUACAUCUCUCAAUCUUACUAUUU